UAGCUAGCAAGUCUCCAAGCUUCCCGAGAGAGGAAGAGAAAGAAGGAGCAUGCUAGAGAUGAAGCCCUUCACAGCCAUAGCUCUGGUGCUCGUUGUAGGAGCACAAUGUACCUCCCUGGCCACCGCCACCGGUCCAAGAGUCAUCAUCGUUGGCGCCGGCAUAUCUGGGAUCUCGGCUGGAAAGAGGUUGUCCGAGGCUGGGAUCACUGAUGUGGUGAUCCUGGAGGCGACAGACCGCAUCGGCGGGCGCAUCCACAAGACCGAGUUCGCCGGGGUGAACGUGGAGACGGGGGCAAACUGGGUGGAAGGGGUGAAUGGAGAUGAGAUGAACCCCAUCUGGACCAUGGCCAAUGGCACCGGAGGCCUCAACCUCAGGACCUUCCGCUCCGACUUCGACCACCUCGCCAGCAACACCUACAAGCAAGAUGGUGGCCUCUACGACGAGAAAGUUGUUGAGAAGAUAAUCGAGAGGAUGGAUGAAGUGGAGGAGAACGGUAGCAAGCUCUCCGGCACCUUGCACCACAGCGGCCAGCAGGACAUGUCUGUCAUGGCCAUGCAACGCCUCAACGACCACAUGCCUUCAGGUCCGGCGAGGCCGGUGGACAUGGUGAUCGACUACUACAAGCACGACUUCGAGUUCGCCGAGCCGCCGCGCGUGACGAGCCUGCAGAACACGCAGCCCCUGCCGACGUUCAGCAACUUCGGCGACGACGUCUACUUCGUGGCCGACCAGCGGGGUUACGAGUCCGUGGUGUACCACAUCGCCGGGCAGUACCUCAAGACCGACCGCAAGUCCGGCGCCAUCAUCGACCCGAGGCUCAAACUCAACACGGUGGUGCGGGAGAUCACCUACUUUCCGAGCGGCGUCGCGGUGAGGACCGAGGACAACAAGGUGUACCGGACCGACUACCUAAUGCCUACAGCCAGCUUUGUUAUAGAGAGUUCUUUCUUGGUGGCUACAAGUGACCUGGCAUUCAUAUAG
Molecule: messenger RNA, 982 nt
Organism: Aegilops tauschii subsp. strangulata
Lineage: Eukaryota; Viridiplantae; Streptophyta; Magnoliopsida; Poales; Poaceae
Product: polyamine oxidase 1-like
Biological process (GO): polyamine catabolic process
Molecular function (GO): oxidoreductase activity
Source: RefSeq, a predicted model, not a curated record